Molecule: messenger RNA, 771 nt
Organism: Coniophora puteana RWD-64-598 SS2
Lineage: Eukaryota; Fungi; Basidiomycota; Agaricomycetes; Boletales; Coniophoraceae
Product: glycoside hydrolase family 12 protein
Exons: 7
Coding region: 1-732 (243 amino acids)
Biological process (GO): polysaccharide catabolic process
Molecular function (GO): cellulase activity
Source: RefSeq, a predicted model, not a curated record
AUGUUCCUCUCGCUCGCCUUCGUCGCCGGCCUCUUCGCCGUGGCUCGUAGCCAGACCACGCUCACUGAGCAGUACCAGUGCGUCACUCAGGGCGACUACGAGCUCUGCAACAACCAGUGGGGUAUCGAUGAUGGCACCGGUAACCAGACCGCGACGCUCAUCAGCACCUCCGGAAAUACGAUUACCUGGUCUACUACCUGGACCUGGGCUGACAAUGAGAACGAUGUCAAGACCUAUACCAAUGUGUCCCCUACCUCCGGCAUGGGUGUUACUCUCGGCUCGAUCACCUCGGCCCCCACUGCUUGGAACUGGGACUACGUUACCGAGUCCGACGGUAUCCGUGCUGAUGUUUCCUAUGACAUCUGGAUUGGUACCACUGCUGACGGCGCUCAGGCUUCGGCUGACUCUUCUUACGAGAUCAUGAUCUGGCUUUCUGGUCUCGGAGGCAUCCAGCCCGUUGGCUCGCUCGCUACCUCGGACGUGACCGUCGCAGGCUACACCUGGAACAUUUGGACGGGCCCGAACUCCAACUGGGAGACGAUCUCCUUCGUCAGCCAGGACGGCAACAUCAACGACUUCAGCGAGGACCUCAACGAGUUCUUCCAGUACUUGAUCGAGAAUGAAGGCGUAUCGUCCGACUUGUACUUGCAAUCCAUCGAGACCGGUACCGAGCCCUUCACCGGCUCUGCUGAGCUUUACACCAACAGCUACAGCGUCUCCGUCAGCACGUAAGGUUGGCACCGCUCGCCCGUCUCAUAUAUGUUUGGGUAG